Molecule: messenger RNA, 794 nt
Organism: Daktulosphaira vitifoliae (grape phylloxera)
Lineage: Eukaryota; Metazoa; Arthropoda; Insecta; Hemiptera; Phylloxeridae
Gene: mRpS28
Product: 28S ribosomal protein S28, mitochondrial
Exons: 3
Coding region: 150-647 (165 amino acids)
Cellular component (GO): mitochondrial small ribosomal subunit
Source: RefSeq, a predicted model, not a curated record
UUCUUAUCCAUUCUGUGAACGUUCAAAAAUUUAAUAUUUUCUUAUAUAACUUUUUUCCUAAAUAUUUUACUUCUACUUUAUAAUAAAGUUAAAUAUUUCAUACUUUGUUAGUUUCUUCAACAGAAAAAAACAAGUGUUAGAUUAAAAUAAUGAUUAAUACUCGUAUAUUUUUAUAUCGCAGUUCAAAAUAUUUUAAUUUUUAUUUAAAACCAAUUCAUAUUAAAAUAUUUCCAAAGGAAUGCGUUCGGUUAUACAGCCACAUUGAAAACAUUAGUAAACAUGGAGCAUUUGCAGAUUUUUAUGAGAAAACUAAACUAAAUAAUGUAGUUAAAGAUAUUGAUGAAGAUUUUGAAACACUGCUUCGAAAUUCAAAUUUUAUAAAUUUAGGAGAUCCAGAGGGUAAAAUUGUUAUUGGUACUAUAUUUCAUAUUGUUAAUAAUGACUUAUACAUAGAUUUUGGCUGGAAGUUUCAUUGUGUCUGUCCAAGACCUGUUAAAAAUUUUAAUGAAUAUGUAAGAGGUUCUCAGGUCAGAUUAAAAAUCAAAACCUUAGAAUUAGCUACUAGAUUUUUAGGUUCAGAGAAAGAUUUAACUUUACUCGAAGCAGAUGCGACACUUAUUGGUCUAUACAGAAAAAACAAAAAAUAAUAAAAAUGUUUUAUAUUUUGAAUAUUUUGUACGUAUUAGAAAUUUAGUAUUUUAGUAAGUUUAUAUAUAUUAUUCUUAAUUGUUUUUUUUUUUUGUAAUUAAAAUUUCAUAAAUACUAUCAGCUAUAAAUAAAUUUUAAUUUGCUCA